UUAUAUAUAUUUAUAUUUCAUAUAUAAUAAUAAUUUUUCCUUUUUCUUCUUUCGACCAUCAGUUUCUUCAAUUUGUUGAUCUGCUUUUUGUUUUUGGUGAGAAACCAACUGUUGAUCGGUCGGUCACUCAUGUGGUAGCUCAUGGCUUCCAAUAUAUUUAUUUUUCAUUUUCUUGAAAAAAAAUAUUAAAAAGAUUGAAUCUUUUUGUAUAAUUUUGUAUGUAUAGGCCAAAAUAACAAAAGGGGUUGUAGACCCAUAAGAUAUAAAUUGUGGGUUAGUGUUGUUUUUGAGCAUGGGUGGUUGUUUUCCAUGCUUUGGCUCAUCAAAUAACAAUAAUAAUAAAGAUGGAAAUAAUAAUGGUGUAAAAGAAGUGUCAAAAAAAGAUGUUAUUAUUGGGAAAGAAGGUUCAGUUACUCAUCAAUCUCAUCAUGUUAGUAGGGUUAGUUCAGGAAAAUCAAAAUCUCGUGUUAGUUUGGAUCCUAAGAAAGAGCAGAUGGUUACAAAAGAUGGACAAACAGCAAACAUUGCAGCACAAACGUUUACUUUUCGUGAGCUCGCUGCAGCAACCAAGAACUUCCGGCCCGAGAGUUUGUUAGGAGAAGGUGGUUUUGGGCGUGUUUACAAAGGUCGUUUAGAAAGCACGGGGCAGGUAGUUGCUGUGAAGCAGCUUGAUAGAAAUGGUCUUCAAGGGAAUAGAGAGUUUUUGGUGGAGGUUCUUAUGCUUAGCCUUUUACAUCAUCCAAAUCUUGUAAAUUUGAUAGGUUAUUGUGCAGAUGGAGACCAACGCCUCCUUGUUUAUGAGUUUAUGCCUCUGGGUUCACUCGAGGAUCAUUUACACGAUCUUCCACCAGAUAAAGAACCUUUGGACUGGAACACGAGGAUGAAGAUUGCUGCUGGUGCAGCCAAGGGUUUGGAAUACCUGCAUGACAAAGCCAACCCACCAGUCAUAUAUAGAGACUUAAAAUCAUCCAACAUUCUUCUUGAUGAGGGAUAUCAUCCUAAACUCUCUGAUUUUGGUCUUGCAAAACUGGGUCCUGUAGGCGAUAAAACACACGUCUCCACCAGGGUGAUGGGCACAUAUGGCUACUGUGCUCCUGAGUAUGCUAUGACCGGUCAACUCACUUUAAAGUCAGACGUCUACAGUUUUGGUGUCGUUUUUCUUGAACUUAUCACUGGACGGAAGGCCAUUGACAAUACCCGUGCUCCUGGAGAACAUAAUCUUGUUGCUUGGGCACGACCCCUUUUCAAGGACAGAAGGAAGUUCCCAAAAAUGGCCGAUCCAUUGUUGCAAGGGCGUUAUCCCGUAAGAGGACUUUACCAAGCACUUGCAGUUGCAGCGAUGUGUUUACAAGAACAAGCUGCCACACGGCCCCUCAUUGGUGACGUUGUGACCGCUUUAACUUACUUGGCCUCUCAAACGUACGACCCUGAAGCAGCUCGGGCCGAGAGAGCUAGCAGAGGCAGUGGAUCAGGUACUCCAAGAAGUCGAGCAGACCGUAGGAACCCUAGUGACGGUGGCUUAGACAUCCUUGAUGAGCCACGGGCCCUUGGUUCCCCUUCUACUUACAAAAACUCCCCCGAUUAUAGAAAACGAGAAUCUUUAAGAGAAAUCAACACUCGUUCCGAUAUCGGGGAUGGGGAGAGCAGUAAUGGAGGUGGUGGGUCGGGCCGGAAAUGGAGUUUGAUGGAUGACCCAGAUUCUCAAAGGAACAGUCCUGCGAAUCCAAGCCGUGCUAGAGAGACGGCUAGGAAUCGGGAUCUUGAUAGAGAACGGGCUGUUGCAGAGGCUAAAGUUUGGGGAGAGAAUUGGAGAGACCGGAAGAGAACCAACACGAUGGAUGGUGGCAGUUUUGAUGCUACAAUUGAAUGAUGGUAGAAAAGAAGGUUGGUCAGUUACAUGUGUUUGUGUUUUUUUCAUGAGCAAAUAAGAGUGAGUUCUUAUGAACGACUAUAAGCUCUACUUGCUGAUUGUUCUGGUAUGUUGGUUUACAAAUAUUGUGGCAGAUAAAAGAGAGGGAGGGGAAAUGCAGUUGAGAAGGGUGUUGACUUUUGUAAAAAAAAUUGAGAUUUGCUUGGACUGUUUUUAUGCAAACUUCUUGGUAAUUAUAUCAUCAUCAUGGAUUUGAGUUAACUGUUUUGUUUUGUUCUAUUUUCAUGUAUCCAUCCAUGUUUGUAUUGUUGUAGGUAUUUAAGGUAUGUUGUAUUUCUUUGUGUCAAGAAUAUGGAGGUAUAUUUGGAUUUGAAGGUGUCUUUGGUAAA
This is a messenger RNA of Erigeron canadensis, 2259 nucleotides long. Its product is annotated as serine/threonine-protein kinase PBL27. The transcript has 5 exons. Gene Ontology annotation, molecular function: ATP binding; protein kinase activity. The coding region runs from base 293 to 1870 and encodes 525 amino acids. NCBI's taxonomy places the organism in Eukaryota, Viridiplantae, Streptophyta, Magnoliopsida, Asterales, Asteraceae. Gene Ontology annotation, biological process: protein phosphorylation. The record is from RefSeq and is a predicted model, not a curated record.